AUGAACUUGCCAUCAUGGGUUUAUGUUGUUUCUGGGUAUUCUUCGGUAAUAUCUUCUCUCAUCAUAUUCACUUGCAUAAAUUUACAUUUCCUCAAUUACCGUAAACCUUUCGAACAGAGGCUAAUGGUGAGGAUUCAAUUGAUAGUGCCUAUGUUUGCCUUGUCGUGCUACUGUAUGCUUGUCAACCCCCACUCGAUAUUCAAUAAGUACAUUUUGGAACCAAUACGAGAAAUUUACGAAGCUUUCGUCAUUUAUACAUUUUUCCUGUUGCUUACCCAAAUGCUUGGUGGUGAGAGGAGUAUCAUUAUCAGAACCAGUGGUAGAGAACCUGUUCUGCACCCUGGGCUCCUAAGAUACAUCUUGCCAGCUAUGGAUAUUUCUGAACCGACUACAUUCCUAAAUAUCAAGAGAGGUAUUCUUCAGUAUGUUUGGUUAAAGCCUAUAAUAUGCUUCAGCAUACUAUUCACUGAGGCAUUGGGAUACUAUAACGGUGAUGAUCUAGGCUGGACCUCGUUAAACCUUUGGUUGACUUUGUUGUAUAAUAUGAGUGUUUCUUUGAGUCUAUACUGUCUUGCAAUAUUUUGGAAGAUCUUGUGGACAGACUUGAAACCCUUUAACCCUGUAGGGAAGUUUUUAUGUGUCAAAUUAAUUAUUUUUGCCUCCUACUGGCAAGGUGUGAUACUAAUGAUUGUCAAUUUUAUGGGAUGGUUACCGCCUGUAAGUCCUGGAGACGGGAAAAGUAGAGAUGACAAUGGCCAGGGAGCUGCAGAUUUGGGACCAGGUAUCCAAAACGCAUUGCUUUGUGUUGAACUAAUUCUAUUCUCCAUUGGCCACUGGUACUCAUUCUCCUACAAGCCUUUCACGAUUUCACAUAUACCGAAUGGAAGACUUCAAUUCAUAUACGCAGUGAAGGAUACUUUUGGAAUUAAUGAUUUGAUCCACGACUUCCAAUUGACCUUUUAUGGUGACUACUAUAAAGACUACCAACAGUUUGACUCUGUCGAGGCGCUUAUUUCCCAUCCGGAAUCAAGGGGUAGAAUGAGCAGAAUUAACCAAGGUUUGAGAUACCAUAGCGACGGAACUCAAAAACACUGGCUACCAAGCAACCAACCCAACUCAAAUAAUGUUUAUGUGGGUGUCAACGGGGUGGGAAAUUCAUCAACAAAUAAGCAUAAAAUUCAGUCUACCUCAGAGAACCAGGCAUUGCCCUCUGAGAAUAACAAUAGCAUUAAUAAUUCAGCGCCAUCGGUUCGAUCCAUGGCGACUACUGGAACUUCAAUUCGUGGCAUGUAUCUGCCUUCAAUACCACCAUCCAUCUCUCCAAGUACUGGAUCUCCGUCAUUGUUACCACAGCAAUCUUCAACUCUUUCAAUGACUGAGAUUCUUAACCAUGAUUCCUCAGUGAUGUACGACGAUGAGUAUCUUGAUGAAGAUGAGCUCUAUUACUCUCAGGCAACUUCCGUGAUCAAUAACUAUAAUUUGGAUCAGAUUGAAGUGAAAAGGCUCUUAAAUUAUCCAAUCGUUGACGAAGUCAUCGUUGGUCAUGAAUUUGGCCACAAAGUAAAAAAAUUAAGAGCGGAAAGAGAGAGAUUGGUUUCCGCUAGAAACUACGGAACAGUCGAUGACGAUGUUUGA
Dujonia railenensis is the source of this 1635-nucleotide messenger RNA. The record is from the annotation of a GenBank genome assembly. NCBI's taxonomy places the organism in Eukaryota, Fungi, Ascomycota, Pichiomycetes, Serinales, Debaryomycetaceae.